AUGGGCAAAUCUCAUAGCAAACUGUCUCCGGAGCAACUCGCAGAUCUACAGAAGAACACCUAUUUCGAUAAGAGAGAGCUACAACAAUGGUAUAAGGGCUUUCUCAAAGAUUGUCCAUCCGGCCAGCUGGACAAGACUGAAUUCAGUCGUAUAUAUAAACAAUUCUUUCCAUUCGGGGAUCCAGCAGACUUUGCAGACUACGUCUUCAACGUAUUUGACGAGAAUAAAAAUGGUACUAUUGACUUCAAGGAGUUCAUCUGUGCUCUCAGUGUCACAAGUCGCGGCCGAUUAGACGAGAAGCUCAAGUGGGCGUUUCAGUUAUACGAUAUAGACAAAGAUGGUUUCAUCACCUACGAUGAGAUGCUGCAGAUCGUAACGUCCAUAUACAAGAUGACUGGACAAAUGGUCAAGCUCCCUGCCGACGAAGAUACUCCCGAAAAGCGAGUGAAUAAGAUCUUCAGGAAUAUGGACCGAAACAAGGACGCACAGCUUACGUACGAUGAAUUUGUCGAAGGCAGUAAGCAAGACCCGACCAUCGUUCAGGCAUUAUCGCUAUACGAUGGUCUCGUAUGAUCAUGAUGUUGGCAUUUGUGCAAGCGGAUUGAUUUUACUUGUCAACCACCACUGAUUCAUUUCCACAGCUAAAUUUUCCUCCUAAUAUACUUUUCAUGUUGUAUUCCAGAUGAUGAUCUUGUGGUCAAUCGGCUCACGGAAAUCAAGAUCAAGCCUUUCGCACACCAUACUUUACUCUACGCUAUGGCCAGAUCUGUCUACCUUCAUCGAUGUAGCGGUAGACCAGGCUCCGGUAUCGCAUAUUUUUAUUCGCAUCUCAAGGCUAGAAUCUUGCAUAGCCACGUGAUAAUCAACU
This is a messenger RNA of Suillus subaureus, 868 nucleotides long. RefSeq names its product EF-hand. Gene Ontology annotation, molecular function: calcium ion binding. Gene Ontology annotation, cellular component: cytosol; membrane; intracellular membrane-bounded organelle. Bases 1 to 573 code for a protein of 190 amino acids. The record is from RefSeq and is a predicted model, not a curated record. NCBI's taxonomy places the organism in Eukaryota, Fungi, Basidiomycota, Agaricomycetes, Boletales, Suillaceae. The transcript is spliced from 6 exons.